This is a messenger RNA of Cryphonectria parasitica EP155, 1451 nucleotides long. RefSeq names its product nuclear distribution protein pac-1a. The coding region runs from base 1 to 1395 and encodes 464 amino acids. The record is from RefSeq and is a predicted model, not a curated record. NCBI's taxonomy places the organism in Eukaryota, Fungi, Ascomycota, Sordariomycetes, Diaporthales, Cryphonectriaceae. Gene Ontology annotation, molecular function: protein binding. The transcript has 3 exons.
AUGAGCCAAAUAUUGACAACCCGCCAGGCUGAGGAGCUGCACAAGUCCAUUAUUGCGUACCUCUCCGCGAACAAUCUCCCAAACACCGCUGCGGUCCUGCGAGAAGAGCUGGGUCUGUCGGAAGAGACCCUCGAUGUCAACACUGUCAAGAAAUAUGAGGGGCUUCUCGAAAAGAAGUGGACCAGCGUGGUCAGAUUGCAGAAGAAAAUAAUGGAGCUUGAGUCGCGAUCAGCCGCCUUGCAGUCUGAGAUCGACAACGCGACACCGACCUCACUGUCCAAACGAAAUCAAGAUCCGGCAAGCUGGCUGCCCAAGGCGCCUGCGCGACAUACCCUGCAGUCACAUCAAAAAGCAGUCAAUUGCGUGGCCUUCCAUCCAGUAUUCUCCUCCUUGGCAUCCGGCUCGGAAGAUACGACCAUCAAAAUAUGGGACUGGGAACUUGGUGAGCUGGAGAGGACAGUCAAAGGCCACACGAGGGCUGUAUUGGACGUGGACUUUGGCGGGCCGAGAGGGGGCACCCUGCUAGCCAGCUGUUCGAGCGACCUGACUAUCAAGCUAUGGGAUCCGGCAGACGAAUACAAGAACAUCAGAACCUUUCCUGGCCACGACCACAGCGUAUCUGCUGUACGAUUUAUCCCUUCAGGCGCAGCAGGCGCAGCCUCUUCUAGCAACCUGCUAGUAUCCGCCUCCCGUGAUCAUACCCUUCGGAUAUGGGACGUGACCACGGGGUACUGCGUCAGAACCCUGCGAGGACAUGCCGACUGGGUACGAGAUGUUUGUCCCUCGGUUGACGGGCACUUCCUUCUCUCUGCUGGGAACGACCAGACGGCACGUCUCUGGGACAUUUCAGUCCCGAACCCUGAAGUCAAGCUCACGUUCAUCGGCCACGAACACGUCGUGGAGUGUGCUGUGAUAGCCCCUGCAACGGCCUACACCCAUCUCGCAACUAUCGCAGGGCUAAAGAAACCGCCGGCAGCAACAUCUCUCGCGGAAUACAUGGCGACCGGCAGCAGGGACAAGACCAUUAGGCUUUGGAAUGCCCAAGGGACGUGCAUUAAGACCCUGGUGGGCCACGACAACUGGGUGCGCGCACUGGUAUUCCAUCCCGGCGGCAAGUAUUUGCUGUCAGUCAGCGACGAUAAGACGCUGCGUUGCUGGGACUUGGCACAGGAAGGCAAGUGCGUCAAAAAGCUCGAAGGUGUGCACGAGCAUUUUGUCAGCUGUCUGAGGUGGGCUCCUGUGAUAGUGAAGGAUGCUCCUGCAGCGACGAACGGAGAGAACGGGUCAAACGGGACAUCGACGCCCAAGAAGAACUCCGCCAGCGCUGAUGUCCAGAUCCGCUGUGUGAUCGCGACGGGUAGUGUCGAUCUGAACGUGAGGAUAUUCGCAAACUGAGCCGUCGGAAGCAAACUAUACUGCAGCCGAUACGAUGGUAAUCGGCGCUACCCUGG